This is a messenger RNA of Vespa mandarinia (Asian giant hornet), 964 nucleotides long. RefSeq names its product nucleolar protein 16. Gene Ontology annotation, cellular component: nucleolus. NCBI's taxonomy places the organism in Eukaryota, Metazoa, Arthropoda, Insecta, Hymenoptera, Vespidae. The record is from RefSeq and is a predicted model, not a curated record. Gene Ontology annotation, biological process: ribosomal large subunit biogenesis.
AUACGCAUAAUGUGUUGACUAUUACGCUCUAACGGUAUAAAAAGUUCACACGCGGUUGUGUAUUUCGUUGGAUUAUUUCAUUGUGAAAAAUAUCAAUUUCGUUAUUAAAAUAUGACGAAAAUUAAGAAAGUAAAGCGAAGAAAGAAGUAUCGUGUGAAUGUAAAUCGAAAAAGACUACGAAAUAAGUUACAAAAGUUACCCACGAUAGAAUGUGAUACAAUAAAACAAGAAUGGGAAAUUUCUAAAUCUACACGCACUAAUCUCAAUGAGAUGGGUUUAGCAUAUGAUCCAAAUGAAGUAUUGCCGAUUCCUAAUGUAAAACGGGAUUUACUAGAAGAAGCUAAACAAAAAUUUAUGUUAAGUGAUUUACAAAAUGAUAGUGAAGCCGAUGACGUAGAUACGGAAAACAAACCAGCUAAAAUUCAUGUAGCUCAAGCUUUAGAAAUUGAUGCUAAAACACCUAGGGAAAGAAUGUUUCGAUUACCUAAUGGUCAAGUACAUUUUAUCACUUAUUUAUUAGACAAAUAUGGUGAAGAUUAUAAGGCUAUGGCACGCGAUAAGAAGAAUUAUUAUCAGUUAACUUGGAAACAAAUUCGUGCUAAAAUAAAAAUUUUUAAAGGCAUUCCAGAACAAUAUAACGAAUAUUUAUCUAAGAAAAAUGCAACAUAAUGUUUAUUCUACCAAAUGUAGAAUUUCUGUAUUUCUAUAAAGUACGAGAUUUUGUAUAAAAAUCUGUAUAUUUAUUAUACGCGACUAAGAAUUAAUUUUUAUCACACAUUUACAUUUAAACAUUUUACUUAAUAAAGAAUGAAAAAAGAAAGGAAUGCAAUAAAUAUUAUACAUGACUUAUACAAACAUGAAUAUAUCCCAUCAGAGCAAUAUGACAAUACUGUAUUGUUUUACUUUAUAUUUUAAAAACAAGAUCUGUUUAAUCAUUGUUAAGCGUUUUGCAGCCUUUUUUUUU